AUGGCGACAAUUCCAAAGAAUCGAGCUUCAUUUUCUGCAGCACCCGGUGCUCUGCUUUCUAUUCCAUAUUCAGCAACACCAGGUGAAGUGAAAAACUUCGAUCUUAGUCUCUCAUCCCUUGACACAACAGCAAUCACUCCUGAAGAUCCACCGUAUCUAUCGAGCCAAUUGACCAGUGCAGAGUGGAUUCAACGAUAUGGAUUGAAAUCGCAGAAAUUGACAUUCGAUCAAAUUCUACAACAAAUCGGAUACAAACGACUUGAAAGUUUUAUUCCAUCGAUUGGUAAGAGUGUCGGUGCCAAAUAUACCGGUAACGAAUAUCGUGAAGUACAACAGGAUAAUGGUGAUCAUUAUAUCUUGACAUGUCGUCCGGAGAAAUUACGCGAAUUUAAGAAUCACCUGGUACGAAUGUUGAGUCUAUUACGAAAACGCUUAGCAUUCAUCACCAGUGGAUCACGCCGUGUGUUUGGGAUGAUUGGAGAGCCGAGUGUAUGUUUUGUAUGCGAUUGUAAAACAACAGAUCAUAAACGAUUUAAUCAAUUUCAAUCGACUGUAACGAGUUUACUUAAAGAACAAGUGUCCAAAAUCAAACGAUUCAACAUUAUUUGGGUUUCAAAUGAUAAGGAAGAUUUUCAAGAACGACCUGCUGAUGUCACUUCCACCACGAUUGAUCAAGCUAUUGAUUGGAUUACUGCUCGGAGUUGUGCUCGAAACAAGAUCUCCAUCAGUGCAACAUGUGAGGCUAUGCUGCGCGCUUUCGCAAAUUCUGUGCAUAGUAUAUACCUGAUUACCGAAGGCGAAUCAUCUGAUUCUGCUCGUGAAAUUCUACGUGAUAAUAUUGUCAAAGCACGUCUGUCACUAAACACGCCGAUACCUGUUCAUGUCGUUUCGUUAUUCUGUAACAACAAUGAUACUGAAACCUUUCUGCGUUCUAUUGCUAAAACGACCAAUGGCAAUUUUAUAUCAUACAAAAUUCAUCAUGAAAGAACCGAUUUAAGACUAUCGACGAAUGUCAGUGAUCCAACUGGAAUUAAAUUUCAAAAUAAUACUUUAUUGAUUGGCACAAAUACCGCUGCAUCGCAGCCUGAACAACCAAUUGAUUUAUCAUUGAUGUAUAAAGAAAUCAAUCAAUGCCAUAGCGUCAUUGAUCGGAUAGACAAAAUUCUUCAAUUUGUUCAAAAUGAUGAUGAAAAGGCCCUUCAAAAAUACGACGCAACAAAAUUAUCAAGUAGAGCGAGCGCAAAUACUGGUGGUAACAAUCAACAGCGUAGUCUCGUUAUUCAAUCGUCGGCUUUGUUCAACUCGGAUGAAAAUGAACUGUCAUCGAGUGAAUGGCUGAAAGCCUAUGGAAUCGAUGCACAGAAGUUAGAUGUUGCUUCUGUGCUUCAACCUGCAGCUUUUCGACAUUGUGACGGCGUUAUUACUACACUAAAUCCGCCACCGGAUGCCGUUGGAAAGUAUGAUAAAACACCUGCGAAUGCAAAAUCUAAAUUGAUCAACGCGAAAUACUGUGAUCAAUUUGCCCAUAUAACUUAUCCUGAUGGUACUAUUCGGCAUGUUUUCGUGACAACAGAUAUGCAUCGAGAUUACGAACGACGAAUCCAAGCUUUGCUCGAAAAGAUCAAAGCGCGGUUAUCUUGGCUGAGAAAAGGCAGUCGCGAUCUUUUCGGUACAAUUGUUGAGAAGAAUAUCUAUAUUUUAAUCGACACAUCAGUUAGUAUGAAAAAUCAUUUAGAAUUUGUCAAAGAUAAACUUCGUUUAUUAAUCAAAGAUCAAUUGUUCUCGAAAGAACGUAUCAACAUGGUGGCAUUUAACAGUGUGACAAACCCUUGGCGUGAUCGUUUAACGAAAAUUACUGAUUCGAAAACAACCACUCAACUUCAGACAUGGAUCGAUGAACUGUAUGCUGAAGGUUCAACAAAUACUUUAGCUGCACUUCGUUUUGCACUUGCUGAUACAGUCACAGAAGCGAUCUAUCUGUUAACCGAUGGACGACCUGAUCAGAGCGAACGGCAUAUUCUUUCCCAAGUUCAAUACCGUCAGAAAGUACCGAUACAUACCAUUGCAUUCAAUUGUCAAGAUCAAAUUGCAAACCAAUUUCUAAUUGAUUUAUCUAAACAAACAGGUGGCCGAUUUCAUUCAUUCAAUUACGGAUUGGGCGAUGAACCAUCACGUGAAAUACCGGAAAGUGAAGAUGUUAUUAAAUUGAAACAAGAAUUAGCACGUGGUGAAAAAGAACUGAAACAUGUAGCCGAUUUACGGGAUGAAUGUACCGGUCGUGCAUGGUCGUUGACUUCCAUCGAAGCUAAAUAUAAAAUUCCACAACUGAGUGCACGUCCCGUUUCGUUACCGAUGCGAACACAGAGCUCUUUAGAUACGGCGUCUCGAUCGAAGAUUGUUUCGUCAAUGCCACAUCGUCUAGAUCGGAGAAAAUGUUCUUCCGCAUUGUCGAGUCGUAAACAAAAGCCAAAACCAGGAGCAAAAGUUAUCGAUCGAACAAGUAGAGUUUAUUAUACACCCGAUCAGUGGCUUUUGCCAGAGACAGAAGAAUACCUAAGAAGAAAUGAUAAACAACACCAUCACGCGCCUAUUGUCGAACACUACGAAACACAACUAGACAAAGACAAUUUAUCCCCUUCCGAACCAACCGAAAAGAUGCCAACACCUUAUGAUGAAGUGAAAGCUUAUUUGAAAAAGAACAGUCUGGUCAACAGAGGUUUAACCAUACUCGAUGUUCUCUAUCCAACGUCCAUCACAAUAAGACAGCCAACAUAUGUACAAGUGAUUGAUCGUCAUGUUUUGGCUAAAGUUUGGGACGAUAUUUUACCAUUCACAUAUGGAUCACAUGUUAACAAACUUCGAUUAGUGAAUUGUUACGCUGUUGAUUUGGAAAAGUACGAAUCGAAUUUGAAAGAGCAAAUCGGUGAUUAUUAUAAAUUUACUUCGAGAUUUAUUUGGGAUCAUUUAAGUGAUGAUGACAAGAGAACACUUGCUCCAAGUGUUUAUUGGAUAACUUUAACAGAUGAAGAUCAAAAGGGAUUUGCUCAACAAAUAACUGCUGAUGAAUACGCCAGCCAAACGGCUUUGGAAUUAUUCGCUUGGCGUCAGUUGAGUGAUGAUAAACAAAAUAGCUUCCUGCAAAAAACACCGAGCUAUGGUGAUAAGACUCAAGUUAUCCUAAAGAAUGCACUAAAAAAUACCAACGAUGAGUCAGCUCUUGAAGGAGUUGCACGCAUGGAUACUGAAAUAAAACGAGCAGUCAAGUUCUUACAGAUUUCAACAGAUCUACGUCAACAUCAAAAGCGAGCUGAAAUUGAAUCGAAAUCAGUGGUUGAACAACAUCCAGUUGUUAAGACAAAACCAGCCAACCAUCGACAUAUUGGUCAACGUGUUCUCUGUCGUUAUGAUCCAGAUGGUUAUUUCUACAGCGGUACAUUACGUGCAGGUUUAGACGGUCGAUUGAUGGUUUUAUUUGAUAUGGACAUUGAACAAGAAGCUAUUGGACAUAUUCUCUGGCCAAAAAAUCAUUCCAAUAACUAUUCAACUCUAUUUUUGAAUGAUUGCGUACUUGUUCAUCAAAUGAGAGGUGAUGAAGAGUAUUGGACACCCGGUUUAGUCAUGGGUCUUCCGGGUGCUUUUGCUCUACCAUCGAAUACCUAUAUGAUUCAAGCACACGAUCCAAUGUCCAAACAUAUCUACGCGCACCGAAAGGAUCUGGUUCGGAUAACCGUAGCAUUAUAUCAACGAAGCGUUCUCUAUCUUGAACAUAUGUACCGAAGAACAGGGAGACGACCUGCACCAGUAGAACCAGAUACACCACCAGUUCAAACGCCAACUGAUUCUCAAACUCAAGAGACUCCUGGAGAUCUUCUUAGCAAACUAGAAGAAAAAAUCGAACGUUAUAAUGAAACAUAUCGUACUCAAUAUGAACAAUUGUUAAUGAUGCAAGAAGAUCAUACGGGAGCGAUCCGAAUUUUACAAGAAGACGUGAAAAAGCGACCACAGUCGGCACUAGUCCCAGCGGCGAAACCAAAAGUUGAGCGUGUAGUAGAUCCGUCACCACCACCACGACCAUCAAAAUCGAGGACGAGCCUAAAGUCGAAACCAAAACCAGAACCUGUAGUAGUUUCGCCAUCACCACCACCAAAAUCACCACGCAUUGAAAAUGGUACAGAAGUCUUUGCAGUGUGGUCUGAAGAUGAUGGAUUGGUUUAUAAAAGCAUUGUGGAACAAUCGGUUGAUGAGGAUCAUUACCAUGCUGUUCGUGACGAUUUAGACGGAAUCGAUGGUACUAUCGCACGUAAUGACAUAUUUCUCCGAGAAGAUCGUGUUCUUCUCAAAGACAGGCCUGAGAAAUCAUUUGCAUUUAUUCAAUACCCUGAUGAUAGUCGUCACUGUUUCUGUCCAGCCGUGAUCCGUCAUCAAAAAGGAAGCGAAACAACCGUUCGCUUUUAUGAUUGUCUCGAAACAGAUCUGGAUAGUAAAACAAAAGUCAUACCGAUCAACGAAAGUCAAUUUGAACAUUAUUCAAAACUACGUAUCGGAAAAGAAAUAUCUCUCUUGAAUCAAGUUACUGUCGCUUUCAAUAACAAAACUAACACAUUCAUGUUAGGUACAAUUAAAGAACGUAUUGGACUUGGUCAUACAUAUACUAUUGAAUGGCAUGAUGGGCGUGAGGGUAAACAAGACGAUGAAUUUUUGUUUACAGGAACAUUUUCACGGCCUGAUAAACACAAGAAGGGAGAUUAUGUUUUGGCUGUGAAUGAAACUAAUUAUGUAUACGAGCCAGCUAGAGUGAUUUCGGUUUCGCCCGAUCAUAAAACUGUAACAGUUAAAUACAUCGAUGUACAGAAUGAAAAAGAGGAUAGUUCAAGAGCAGAAACACACAUCUCGGCAACGGCGACAUUUAUAAUCAGUAAAGACCAUUAUAAUAGAAUUUUGAAGCUUUAUCGUAAGAAAUGA
Messenger RNA from Adineta ricciae, 4962 nucleotides. The record is from the annotation of a GenBank genome assembly. NCBI's taxonomy places the organism in Eukaryota, Metazoa, Rotifera, Eurotatoria, Adinetida, Adinetidae.